AUGAAGGGGAUACAUUUCCAUUUUAUGUUUCGACUAUUCUCUAUGUGAUAUAACAACAUUGCUCUCUAUGGGAAUAUCCUCAAUCAAAGUUGAGUCUAGUGAGGACCUCAACAAUUUAAAAUUUUCAGCAAUUCAAUUCAGAAAAACCAUGUAUGAAACUAAUUGAUUUUUUUCCCACCCUUUUUCAAUGAAAAGAGUAGGUUUCACGUCCUAAGUCAUUUGCAACUCUAUAAUUGUAAUCAUGGAAGGUGAACCUGCAGGUAAAACAUGCUAUAUACCUGAGGAUCAGCCUGGCCCGGCAUCAAAGAAGCUCAGAGCUGCUGAUGACGGCCCUGACGGCAAUGAACCCGCUGCUACUGCAGGACAGAAACAUGCAGUCUAUUUUUGCACACUCACCAAGGCAGACGUCAAAAAGAACAUGAAUUCAUUUUGUAAAUUACAAGUUACCAUGGCAGAGACGAAAUACAAAGUUCAUCGUCAAUCCGGACGCGUGGGUGAUAAAAAUCUGCUAUGCAAAGAGUGGGGUGUUUUCCCGGGAGAAAAUGAAGCUCGGAAAUUAUUUGAAGUUUUGUUAUUUGAAGAAACCGGCUACAUAUGGAAGGAUCGUGAGAAAUCUGAUCCCAUUGAUGGGAAAUACGCAUGGCUUGAAAUGGCCCAAGGAGGGGAUGUUGCGGAUGGCAGCAGUUCAAGCCUCAAGCCAGACCUUCACAUCAACGAUUUAAAUUUUGACCCACGUCAGAUGCCCCUGGGGAGGCUCAGCAGGAGGCAAAUACAGAAGGGCUUGGAUGCGCUCGACGCGCUCGCGGCGGCCAUCAGGAAUAAGGCAAACGAGGUGGAGAAAAACAAGAAAAUGAGCCUCUUCUACACGCUCUACCCUUGCAACGUCGGUGGCAAGAAAAAUAAACUGCCCAAGCUACUGAUUGAUGACAUCACUGAGCUGAAGAAGGCCAUAAAAUCUCUGCUCUAAUCUAAUGCUCUUUGGAAUUUUUUGUCGAGGUCUGAGAUAUAAGCUACCUUAAGCAUUCCAAAGUACCUACACUAUUGCCUGGUAAAGAAGGAACAACAUUCCAACUUGGCAAGGAAUAUAUCAUAAUAAAACCUACAUCCUCCGACAAAUUACUUAACAUUUCUUGUCAAUUUUUGAAAUCUAAUUUUCUGACACAAAAUUUCUGUCAUAGAAAUUGUUUCGUACUUAAAUUUAAUCAAUAUUCUAAAAAAAAGUUUUCUUGGCUUCUUCGUAGUCCGGGAAUCUAUUGCCUGAACCUAACGCGUUUGUUGUGUUGCAAGAAAGACGCGAAAUAAGCAUAAAUUAAUCAAUAUAAUUAUAGGAUGGAUUACUAAUUUGAAUUGUAAAGUAACUUAAAUAAAUUCAUCAAGUUUUCACAGUGUGUGCUCAUUUUAGGCUCAAGACAUUUUUGCUUUCCGUUGCUUCAAUUUCCAUUCUGGACAAGUAUUUCAACAUAAUUCUAACGUCGUGUUUCAACAUAGGCUCAACUAUAUGAUGCUUGCUGUGAACCUGCACACGGAUUAUUAAUUAAUUUGAUUUCGACUGGUGUCAUUCAUGUCACAUUGGGAUACUUAUUGGCAGAUUGUGUAAUGCUGUCGAUUUGAAGUAGAAAAUAAUAUUGUCGAUAAGUUAAAUUAAAUUCCGUGCCUCUUUGACAAUUCAGUAACAUGAGGUUAAACCUGGUAUAAUAAAAGACGAUUCCAGCGUUCCAGAGCAGUGGUUGACGCACUUGAUUAUGUGACUAGUGUUUUUUGAUUAGAUCGUGCUCGGCUCGGGUCGCCUGCCGAAGACCACAACUGCCCUGGAUGUA
Hyalella azteca is the source of this 1817-nucleotide messenger RNA. Its product is annotated as poly [ADP-ribose] polymerase 2. The coding region runs from base 242 to 967 and encodes 241 amino acids. Lineage: Eukaryota; Metazoa; Arthropoda; Malacostraca; Amphipoda; Hyalellidae. The record is from RefSeq and is a predicted model, not a curated record. Gene Ontology annotation, molecular function: NAD+ poly-ADP-ribosyltransferase activity. The transcript is spliced from 6 exons.